AUGGUCACGAUUUGUUCCUACAAUGCAUGUACACCUGCAUCCGAGUUCUCUAUAGAAGCCUUGCUUAUGCAAGCAAGAAGGAUAAAGUACGACGUCAUCGGCCUGGCCGAGACGAAACGACGCCACCCAUUCAACGCCGUCUGUGACACCGGAGAAGAACUGUUUUUCGGAACAUGCAGCAGUAGAGGUGUCGGCGGCUUCGGCGAUCUCGUCAACAGGAGUUUGUCCAUGAAAAUCAAUUCAUUGGAACAACUUACAACCCGAAUCGGACGUUUACGAUUAAAAAAAGGUGGAUCAAUUCCAGCUUUGACAGUCUUCGUCGUUUACGGGCCAACAUCAAACUAUGGCGAAGAAGAAGUCAAAGCGUUCUAUAUGGACUUGGAGACGUUCUACAGAGAAGACCACACAUUCUUCAAGGACAUCAUUUAUAGAUUUCAACGUUAA
This is a messenger RNA of Angiostrongylus costaricensis, 444 nucleotides long. NCBI's taxonomy places the organism in Eukaryota, Metazoa, Nematoda, Chromadorea, Rhabditida, Metastrongylidae. The record is from the annotation of a GenBank genome assembly.